AUGCCUUUGACAGUCCUAACAGACGCAGAGGUGAAGUCUCUGCUUUUGACCUUAACGAAACAAGACAUAGAGGAUCUACAGGGAAGUCUUGCAGAGGCCUUACACUCAUAUUCCACAGGAGACACAAAUUCGCCCUGUGCAUCGUCCUACCAACCACAACGGACCGUAAUCAAAAAGCGUGGCGUCACUACAAUCUUUUCGCCAGCAUCGACAGGCACUUCUGUGGGAAUGAAAAUUGUCUCACUUGAAAAAUUGGAAAGACGCUCGAGCAAGAAAUCCUCGAUUUCGUCCCAAACAGGAAGUGUAUCUGGCUCGUCCUCUCUGAGAUCAACCACUAGCGAUCUUGCAUCGAUGAGCCUGAGUCCUGCGCAGACCACUUCGUCCUCAGGCAGUAGAGACUCAAUUGAUGGUGCGAGUUUUCAGCCUCCAGCAUCUAUUUCUAGUAACCAAAGCACCACACCAAAAGGCUCGGUCACAAUACUCGACUCUUCCGGGAAUCCUAUGGGCAUAGUCAACGCUGAAGAACUGACGGCCUUCAGGACCGCCCUAGCUGCGACCAUGCUGGUGAAAAAGCGGAAUGUUGUGCACACCGUCACGGUUUUUGGAGCCGGAAAACAAGCCUAUUGGCAUAUCCGACUAGCACUCCUUCUCCGGGGUGACGAAAUUAAACAUGUCAACAUCAUCAAUCGCUCUUUUGAGCGCUCAAUCAAAUUGAUGAAAUCGUUUCAGGUCACCGACGACUCUUUCGAUAAAUGGCGCAAGGACAUCAAGUUCUCAGCAAUGAGUCCGGAGUUUGGGGAGUACGGGAGGCUUCUAAAAGAGGAAGUCAGAAAGGCAGAUGUGAUAUUCUGUUGCACGCCUUCUAUCGACCCACUGUUUCCGGCGGAGUUUUUGACAUCCAGAGAAGGCCAAAGAAAGGGUCGGUAUAUAUCUGCCAUCGGCUCCUACGCGCCACACAUGUGUGAGAUCCACCCGGACGUGUUCAAAGCAGCUGUACAACCUGAUCACGGACACCACCACCAUAAGCAUGCGAAACAGGGUGGAGUCAUCGUCGUGGACAGCCUAGAAUCGUCGCUGAAGGAGGCGGGGGAAAUCAUUCAGGCGAAAUUGAAACCGGAGCAUCUGGUUGAGAUAGGGGAGCUCGUCAUGAUCAAGAAGGCGGCCACCAAAGAAAUUGACGCUGGGGGGCCAGGAGAGCAAGGUCUAUUGGAUUGGCUGAUCAGAGGGAAUGUUAUCUACAAGAGUGUGGGAAUGGGGCUGAUGGAUUUGGUUGUUGGAGGCGACGUGAUUAGACUGGCGAAAGAACGUGACAUUGGAACGACAAUUGAGGACUUCUAA
This is a messenger RNA of Exophiala aquamarina CBS 119918, 1338 nucleotides long. RefSeq lists its product as uncharacterized. The coding region runs from base 1 to 1338 and encodes 445 amino acids. Lineage: Eukaryota; Fungi; Ascomycota; Eurotiomycetes; Chaetothyriales; Herpotrichiellaceae. Gene Ontology annotation, cellular component: cytoplasm. The transcript has a single exon. The record is from RefSeq and is a predicted model, not a curated record.